Messenger RNA from Phytomonas sp. Hart1, 1252 nucleotides. Lineage: Eukaryota; Euglenozoa; Kinetoplastea; Trypanosomatida; Trypanosomatidae. The record is from the annotation of a GenBank genome assembly.
UCAAAUCAAGUGUUAGGAAAAUAGCUCACUUCGCAUUUUAUAUGGCGUUCGAUACAAAAGUAGAAGCAUUCAUUAAGGUGCUACUAAUUGGUGAUAGUGGGGUUGGAAAAUCGUCACUGCUUCAUUCAUUCACAACUGGAAUUUUCAACGAAAGUAUUGGCACGACCAUCGGAAUAGAUUUUAAAGUGAAAAAGGUGGAUAUUCUGGACGAAAUAACUGGGCAGCAUCGUCAUGUGAAUAUGCAAAUAUGGGACACUGCUGGGCAAGAGCGUUUCAGAACCUUGACGAAUUCAUAUUAUCGAGGAGCGCACGCUAUAGCUCUCGUCUACGACGUCAGUGUGCCUAGUUCGUUUUAUGGUCUUACGAAAUGGCUUGAAGAAGCAAAAAAAUGCUCCCAAAGUGAAGACAUUAUUUUCUUGCUUAUUGGGAACAAAAUUGAUUUGUGCUGUUCGGAAGAAAACAUGCCUGUUCAACGGUUAACUGCUGAAUUAUUUGCAAAACAGCAUCACAUGCUUCUCGCAUUUACAUCUGCAAAGACAAGAGUGGGAAUUUCACAGGCAUUCGAUGAGGUUGCUCGAAACGCAUAUGAUCUGCUUGUCGAAAGGGGUGCUACUAAUAAGUUCAAUACAAAGAAUUUAAAUGAUAUAUUUUCAAAUAAAAGCUCUACAGCAUGUUGCUAAAUUUGUAUAUGAAAGCACGAGAAAAACUAAAUGCUGGAAGGCGUAUCCCCCAGAAAUAUAAAUAGGACACAUGAAUCAUCUACAUUUUCACUAUAGUGGGAAACCUGUGCUUCAUAGAUUCUAAGAAAUUUCAGAAUAUGUACCAUGAGAAGUCAAAAUUAACCCACCCUGUUCUUAUUAACACAAAAAAAACUUUCAAAAAAUUAAUAGAAAUAGAUAUCUAGCAUGAGACAAUAAAAUUGUAUCUGGGAUUAAAUACAACACAAGGAGGAAGCUGAUUUCUGCACUCGAGCAUGAGCAUUUUCUGAAUUUGAAACGAAUAGGCACACAAAUGUCACGCGCAACAACAUAAAAGUAAAAAUAAGCCCGAUAUGUAUCAUGAGUCCAAUGGACAGAGUUAAACACACAUCGUUUCAACUUGCUAAAAAAUGAUAGCAAUAACAAAAUGCAGAAAUAAACUAACUAUAUAAAGUGAUAGACAACAACCUUGUCUUCCUUUUUCUUUUCGCAUAUUAUUAGUAUUCUUUCUUUUUCUUUUCUUUUUUAACGUGUAACACGAAUUGCUAUAUAAA